AUGGAGCCAUUCCUCAAGAAGUUGGCCGUCUUUCUAGGCUAUGUUAUCUGUAUUUGUACAAUAACAAAUUCAACGCGGUCAUUCCUUGAAGAAAUUGGUCUUUCCAAUAAUGAGCUUGUUGGAAGCAUACCCAAGGAGAUCAGUUCCCUCACCAAACUUACUUUUCUUUCACUUUUUGAUAAUAAGCUUACAGGUGGAAUCCCAACCAUCUUGGGAAAUAUUACAUCAUUAGAAUUGUUUUCUGUUACUAGAAAUCCCUUGGGGGGGAGCAUCCCAAACAUCUUAAGCCAGUGGAAGAAUUUAAGAGAAUUUUACGCUGGAGGUUGUAACUUAUACGGAACCAUCCCUGAUGAAUUUGGUCAUCUCACCAGGUUGACGGUACUCAAUCUUGAAGCUAACAAGUUCUAUGGGGUAAUUCCAACUAACAUAUCCGGUUGUUCAGACCUUGAAGAGAUUGAUCUUUCCUAUAACGAGCUAGUUGGAAGCAUACCCAAGGAGAUCAGUACCCUCACCAAACUUACUGUUCUUUUACUUAAUAAUAAUAAGUUUACUGGUGGAAUCCCGCCAUACUUAGGGAAUAUGACAUCAUUGGAAGUGUUCUCUUUAAGAGGAAAUCUGUUGGGUGGGACCAUUCCAGACACCUUAGGCGUUAUGAAAGGUUUAAAAGAAAUUUACUUUGGUAGUUGUAGUUUAAAUGGAACCAUCCCUAAUUUUCUUUAUAACCUUUCACUCCUAGCUAAUAUAAGCUUGGUUGAUAAUCAGUUGACAGGUGGUCUUUAUUCAGCCAUAGGUGCAACGCUUCCUAAUCUUGUUUGGUUUCAAUUAUGGGGUAACCAACUAAGUGGACCUCUUCCGGCAUCCAUUUCUAAUUGUACGAGUUUAGAAAUUCUUGAACUCGCUAAAAACAAGUUUAGUGGAUCCUUAACAGUUGACUUUUCAAAGCUAACGGAGAUGGAAUUUAUAACAAUCGGAGAUAACCUCUUUGGAAGCAAAGAAGCAGAUGAAAUGAAGUUUAUUGAUUCUUUGAAAAACUGCACGAGAUUAAAGAGGUUGGCUUUCGGUAAAUGCAGGUUUCAAGGAGUUCUCCCUAGAUCAAUAGGUAAUCUUUCUAGUCAACUCCAACUGUUAUGGUUUUCUGAUAAUCAGUUACAUGGAAACCUCCCUAGUUCAAUUGGUAAUCUUGUUGGCUUGAAUAUAUUGGCAUUAAGAGGAAACCAAUUCACGGGAAACAUCCCUUCAACCAUUGGUAACCUUCAAAACUUAGAAGGCCUUUAUUUAAAUGAAAACCAAUUUUCAGGGCAGAUUCCGGAUUCCAUGGGGAACUUAUCAUUGUUGAUAACACUUGAUUUAUUUUCAAACAUGUUAGAAGGGGUUAUUCCAUCAACUCUAGGAAAUUGUCAUCAUCUGUUAGCCUUGUACCUUAAUGACAAUAAACUUAAUGGGAAAAUACCUAUACAACUUCUUCAACUUUCAAGUCUCUCCAUAACAUUGGAUCUUUCUCAAAAUAACUUGUUUGGUUCACUUCCGAUUGAGGUUGGAAACCUCAACAUGUUGACUACUCUGAAUUUAUCUGAUAAUAAUUUUUCUGGUAACAUUCCUAGUAGCCUUGGUGGCUGUAGUAGCCUAUUACGGUUGUCCCUCAAAGGCAAUUUAUUUCAAGUUUAA
This is a messenger RNA of Helianthus annuus (common sunflower), 1665 nucleotides long. RefSeq names its product LRR receptor-like serine/threonine-protein kinase EFR. The transcript has 2 exons. Bases 1 to 1665 code for a protein of 554 amino acids. Lineage: Eukaryota; Viridiplantae; Streptophyta; Magnoliopsida; Asterales; Asteraceae. The record is from RefSeq and is a predicted model, not a curated record. Gene Ontology annotation, molecular function: protein binding.